Molecule: messenger RNA, 1863 nt
Organism: Parascedosporium putredinis
Lineage: Eukaryota; Fungi; Ascomycota; Sordariomycetes; Microascales; Microascaceae
Source: the annotation of a GenBank genome assembly
AUGGUAUGGGCUCGGACCAAGAUCUUCUCUGUCGGUUGCCGCAAGGCUGAUCCUGUCGUCCCCCGCAGCUACACACAGGAGAAGCGACGGCGCCGGCUAAGACGGAGUGCCGGAAAUGAUGGGUUCUGUUCAAAGUUCGUCAUGGUGUCUCCAACAAAACUUGUUCCGCUCCUGUCCUUAUGUCUGGCUACCGUUGUCUCCGCGAGAGUGUCCAUCACGGGUGCCACAACAGGAUUCGAUGCUCUUAGCGGUGAGCCACCAUCCAGACUCAACAUCAACAUCCUCCACACUCAAGGGGGACCAGCAUGGUCGCUUUAUGUACGGGCACUAGCUGCGAUGCAGGCCGCAAAAGCGGAUGACGUGCUAUCAUACUUCCAAAUCAUGGGAGUAUCCCGAGGCCCAGCGGCCCGAGUACCAGCGCGCCGCCGAGUCCCUCCGCGCCCCUACUGGGACUGGGCCGAAAACUCCUCCCUGCCUCCUUCCGUCGGCCAGCCAGAGAUCCGUGUCGAGACUCCCAAGGGACAGCAGACUAUCCGCAACCCGCUCUAUAGCUACAACUUCCCCCAGGAAGCCGUCAGCGGCAAGUACGGCUCUAUCACCGGCGACAGGGACCGCACAAAGACCGUCAGGUGCUCGUCCGUCGAAGCGAACGCCAGGAUGGCAACUGUCAACUUCAAGGGCCUUGUGUAUGAUGCCUUUACCCGAAGCGACACUUUUGCCAAGGUCGCCUCCGUUGGAAGUGACAGCGUUGUGAUGUCCUUUGAACAGCCUCACAACUCGGUCCACAUUCGUGCUGCCUGCGGCAACAACUUUGCGUACCCUCAAGACGCUGCGUUUGACCCUCUCUUCAUGCUCCACCAUGCCAACGUUGACCGUCUUUGGGCCAUGUGGGAAGAUCUCUACCCGUCCGAGAGAGCUCUCAAACCUUCUUACAAGUCGGGCGGCACCUACGCCAUUGCGCCCGGCACGACCAUCUCGAACACAUCCCCUCUCCUUCCCUUCCGCGGACCCCGCGAGGUCGCCCAUAGCAGCGCUCAGGUCCAGGAUACCGUCUCCCUAGGCUACACCUACCCCGAGACCGCCGGUGGCGUUCGCAGCCAAGAUGCCCGCCGCGACGCCAUGCGCAUCACCGUCAACAGGAUGUAUGGCCCCCUACCUCCCGAGUCGCCGCCGCCGCCUCUUCGACCCUAUGGCUCGGGCUACGGAGACGACAACGAGGAAGUCGAGGGUGCUUCGUACGGCGAGGACCACGGCUACGCCGAGGGCCCGCCUAACGCCGUCGAGUUCUUCGCCCAUAUCCGCGUGAACGGCGCCAACGUCCCCACCCCGUGCGAGGUCAACCUUUAUAUCGGCGGGCAGGUCGCCGGCAGCUUCGACAUCCUGACGGCGCCUCAAAGCGGCUUGGUGGAAGGCCAGAUCCCCUUGAGCGACCUCGUUGAGUCUCUUGGCUUCCUAGUUGCGCCGGGCGAUGAUCAGGGACGCGACGGGCCCCUUUCGCUUGUUGGGCAGGGGGUCCAGGUCGAGCUGUUACAUCCCAAUGGAACCGCCAUCCCCUCAUCUAGCUUUGAAGGCCAGGUCGAGGUCAGCCUCAUCGACGCCGACGUGACCCUUGACUCACGCCCCGAAACCUUUCCUCACUACGGCGAGGCUCGCCGAACGUCUGUCCGCACCAAGCCGGCCCCUCCCAGGUCCAAGUGCGGUCGUCGAGGAUACCGCCGGCACCGGGGUCAGAGCCCCGCCACGUAUAAAAUCUGCUCUACCGUCGGUAAUAUAAGAAGGAGAUAUGUCGCGAGUACGUGGCAAUGGAAGUGCCGGCUCGCCUUUAGAGAGAUUGACGGCUUGUCAGGUUCUGCGAACAAGUAG